Molecule: messenger RNA, 360 nt
Organism: Penicillium salamii
Lineage: Eukaryota; Fungi; Ascomycota; Eurotiomycetes; Eurotiales; Aspergillaceae
Source: the annotation of a GenBank genome assembly
AUGUCGGGCCAAUCUAGCGUCGGAAACCGUGCCAUCUACGAGGCUGGCGACCAGCGCAACCCUCCUGUCUCUGAACUCCAGGACCGUGCCCGCUACGCCGAGGGCCAAACCAACAGCCACUCAACCCUGGACUCCAAGGAUGGCCGCUCCAUUGCCCAGAAGCUUGCCGCCCAGUCCAACAAGCCCGACCCCUCUCACCACCACAACAACGUCGCCAACCAGGAGGCCGAGCUCAGCAAGCAGGACCCCACCAAGCCCGCCAAGCUCCACGGCAACGCUCCCUCCAAGGGUGCCCAGAUUGACGCCGAGCUCCAGGCUGAGGAUGAGCAGCGCCUUCGCGAGAAGGGCAUCAAGCACUAA